Coniophora puteana RWD-64-598 SS2 is the source of this 2541-nucleotide messenger RNA. RefSeq lists its product as uncharacterized. NCBI's taxonomy places the organism in Eukaryota, Fungi, Basidiomycota, Agaricomycetes, Boletales, Coniophoraceae. The transcript has 5 exons. The record is from RefSeq and is a predicted model, not a curated record. Bases 460 to 960 code for a protein of 166 amino acids.
GAACCGGCUUCUGUCGUACCCCUAAAACGAGGAAGAUCUUUGCUACAAGUGCAUACCCCGCCUGCAUCUUCAUGUGCAUCACUGGCAAGCUUUCGGUCAAACUCCUCUGACUCUCCACCCAAAAAGUCCCGGAGGACCUCUCGCUCAAAAACGUCUGCGCACAGCUCAAGAUCUGGGGUUGAACCUAUCACUCCUAAGCCGGCAAGGCCUGCGCUGCGCUCAAAAUCUCUGCCUCCUGAAACGUCCGCUUCGCGUGCAUCCCUGCGUCUUGCCCUUCGCACACACCCAUACAUCAACAGUCGGACAAGCCUCAGUCAAUCUCUUCGCGCCGCCCACUCUCAUGACUCAAACAGAGGUGCUGCAACCUCUGCGAGUCCGCUGCUGAGGUCAUUUGCAAGCCCUGCGCCAUCGGAUAACACGAUCAAGGGGAAGGGGAAAACGUCUACUCGUAAACAGCAUAUGUCCCGCAUGACUGAUCAGCCGAGUUCUUCGAGCAUGGUGCUUCCGGAAACGCGAGCACGACCAAGCUCUCCUCCGCUCAUGUAUCCGCCGACACCGCCUAUCGAUCCAACGCCGAUCUCUGAAAUCCCCCCUCUGCCAGACUUUUCUCCUUCACCUCGAGUCUGUCAGGGCUCGAGCGUCGAUGGUACAGGGACGUCAACACGUAAUCUUGACGAUGUGGUCAAAGGCAAAGACGCGGCUGCCUCUGAGUCAGACUCGACAUUGCAUUCGUAUGAGCUGGACGAGGUAGUUGGCUUGCCAUGGGUAUCAUUCGUAUCAGAUCAAACGGACGUGUAUAUCCCUCCGGUCAUACACCGGCUUAUCGACGCUAUGAAACGCGAACUGGAAGCAGAGACUCGAGCCCGGUACCGCGCGGAAAGCAUGUACAAUGAAGAAUUGAGGAAGCGCGUCGCCCUUGAGCAGCGCCUGGAGCAACUAGAGGCGGCACGGCAGGAGUGAAUGCAGCGCAGCCCUCCGUAUUCACUUGCACGAAUGGGUGUUGUCAAAUUGCAAAGUUACUCGCGUCUGAUUCGCCAUUUACCUCCGAAACAUUGGUUCUAUAAUCUUAUAAGCCAUUCGGAACUCAUACUGGGUAACAUGUAUUUAUGCAUGAAUAGAGGAUACACAUGUGGACCACAACACCGUUGAAGAUGAUGUACAGAACAUGAACUAUGUCUUUAGUAUGAUGCAAACCAGGGAAGAUGACCAAGAGUGUUAUUUGUAAUAUGUUUAGCUGUUGGAAGUCAAGAAAAGAAGUAUAAUGAUAAGGAGCUUUGAUGUUAUUAUGAUAAAUGAUAUGUGCAAUUUCAGUCCGUUUGACGAAUGGUAUGAUAGGUCCGGUUUUUCUUAUCCUUCACCAGUUGUAAGUACACACAGGUCAAGCUUGAUAUUAGUGCCAAAGUUCGCCUGCCUGGUUAGCAAGACUGUGAUCCUCGACACCCGACGCGUCAAGCGCGCGUACACGGGAGUAAUCGUCCAGCCCACCGGCGCCGCCGGCGAGCGCAAGGCUCAGAGCUGCGAUCGCCUUUUCGCUGCGCGAAGCAGUGGUCGGGAGGGGAAGUGGACUGUGCGGGAAGCUGCACGCCUCACAGGGAUCAAAGCUUGAUGGCAUGUCAAGCUCGAGCGGUCCGAGCGCUGGAAGCCGAUGCUCUGCACGGAACAGAAAGGGCUGUGAAGGGGCACUGGGAGAUAAACACGGAGAGCUCGAUGCAGACGUGGACAAAGGCGUCGUGGAGAGGGAUGCCGGGUGCGUUGAUGGAGACGAGGUGGAUAAGAUACAGUCAUCGUCCACGUCCAUGUCAAACUCGAUGUCCGUCUCCUGGGUUGCAUGAGAACGAUCCCUGCUGGCACGAAAUGGGAAACCACCUAAAGAUGGGAGGGCGGAGAAUAUCUGUAUGUCAUCUACGUCAUCUGCAGGGUCCUCCUCGUCUUCAGAGCGGGUAGGCACACGGUUUGCAGUUGGGGAGAGGCGUUUCCUGCGGAGACGACGCUUAUAGACGCCUUUGGGAUGGGAGACGGAGCGCGUCCUAAUAGCUUGAUCUCUUGAACGGGAGUGCUCGAGGUCGCGCAUACGGCGAACGAGAUCCUCCCCAUUCUCCUCAAUCGACUUGCGUAGCUCGCCGAAUGCAGAUGCCCGAAGCUGCGCUACCUCGGCAAGUUCAGCGGGAGAUAUGCCUUGUGAUUCCGUGGGAUCCUCAUGCAUGCGAUGAGACGGAGACGCUAUGAAUGGUGCGGGAUGAGAGGCGAGAAAGAAGUCUGCGGGAGAUGAGGCAAAGAAGGGAGUACGCGGGGAAGAAGAGGAGGUGGAACGACUCUCGCCACUCGAUGAGAAAGGAUUUGCAGGGGAGCAAGAUGUAUGAUACGGUGAGGGAUCUCGCCUAAGUCUCUUAUUGAAAUCAUUCCAUCCGUCGUUGGUAUAUGGAUAGGCAGAAUCCAAAAGAUGGGGGGACGAGCUGCUGCUUCGAUGGGACGAAUGAAGCCUCUUGACGGACAACCGGUGGGGUGGGCGGGAAGUGGGGAGCGGAGAAGCGAGCGGAGAUG